CUACCCACCACACCGUGAGCAAUCGGAUGAUUCUGCGAGGGCGGUGCCUAGGAUGGAAGCAGCAGCUACAUAGCGACCAGCAGCAUCCGUGAGUUCUAAGUAGCGUUAGCUCGCUACACUGCACUUAGGUUAAUCCCCUGACUUAAUAUCAAACAUUGCAGAAUACAACGUUACGUGUGCCACUUCAGCCAUCAGUAUAGUAAAGAUAAAAAAGGCGUUGGUAUUUUUGAUUGUGGCCCGUUAACAUUUGAAUGUCACCCAACUGAAACUGAUCUGUCAUUCAGAGGGAGAAAUUAGUUCACAAGCUGGACAUAUAAUGGAGACGGAAAUACACGUGCCUGUAGGCUCACCGGCGAUAAGAAAAUUUCCAAUAUUUGUCGACGAACAUAAUGUUAUCGGUGGGGCCAUGAAGUUAAUAAAAGAACUACGACCAGCAUGGGACAUAAAGCUCGUAAAGACCAAGCCUUUCACGGACGGCACGACCAACAAGCUUGUGGGCUGUUACAUCGAGGAGGAUCCAGAUGACGUGGUGCUGGUGCGGGUCUAUGGCAACCGCACAGAGCUAAUCGUGGACCGGGACAACGAGUUGAGAAGCUUCCAGGUCCUCCACGCCAACGGCUGCGCCCCGCGGCUCUACUGCUCCUUCCAGAACGGCAUCUGCUACGAAUUCAUGCAGGGCGACGCCCUGGGCACACAGGACGUCCGUGACCCCGUGCUGCGAAGACUUAUAGCCAGAGAGAUGGCACGCAUCCAUGCCAUCCACGCCCACAACGGUUGCAUCCCUAAACCCAACCUGUGGAUCAAGAUGCGCAAGUACUUCUCCCUAGUGGCCACAGAAUUCACCGCACAGGCUUCCAACAGCAGGAUCCAACAGGAAGUUCCCAGCCAGGAAGUGCUCGAACAGGAAAUGACCUGGAUGAAGGACUACCUGUCUCAGCUGGGCUCGCCUGUAGUGCUGUGUCACAAUGAUCUGCUCUGCAAAAACAUCAUCCACAAUGACAAAGAAGGCCAUGUCCGGUUCAUAGAUUAUGAAUAUUCUAGUUAUAAUUACCAGGCCUUUGACAUUGGGAACCACUUCAAUGAAUUUGCUGGCAUGAGCGAGCCAGAUUAUGGCCUGUACCCAAGCCGGGACAUGCAGUUGGAAUGGCUCCACACGUACUUGCAGAACUACAAGCUCUGCACCAAGAAAGGAGAGGAAGUCAGUCAGCGGGAGCUGGAGACUCUCUACGUGCAAGUCAACAAGUUUGCCCUGGCUUCGCACUUCUUCUGGGGUUUCUGGGCGCUAAUCCAGGCCAAAUACUCCACCAUCGACUUCGACUUCCUUGGGUAUGCUGUGCUCCGCUUCAAUCAGUACUUCAAGACCAAGCCAGCAGUCAUGGCCCUGACCAUCCCUGAGUGAGCUGGGCCAGGGGCGCAGAAGGGGAGGGUCUGGCUCCAGAACGGACAUCAAACAACCAGACCAUGCGGUGUUCCUGGGGGUGUUGUGGGGUUAAGGGGUGGCUUGGAGGGGGGUUGCAGGCAAAGCGAAACGGUCUGGUUGACAGCGUGUCUCAUGCUCCAUCCUGCAGCCUAGCAUCAGUAACAUGUCAAAUGCAAAUUCCUUUCCUUUUUUCUUUCCUUUAUUUCUCACUUCUUUCAGAACUUUUUCACUUACUUUCGCCAGUCUCCCUAUAAUCCCAUGUUCUGAUUGACCCAGAACCGGACAGAGUUUCGCCAGAGUGUGUAUUUGCGCACAAGUUAUAUGUUUGUGUAUGAGUGGGUAUGCAUGUGUGUUGUAUAAAGUGGACCAUUCCUAAUUAUUUAUUUAUAACAAGUGACUGAGCCCAAUCACACUCACACACACCCCUACACUGGCCAGUCCCACCAGGGCUUGUGUGAGCCGCCGUCAGGUUUCUCAGCAGCUGUGUCCGCAGCUCUCAGGAACCGUGUGCCGUGACGCUUUGCGGUGGUGAGAUGAGUUGGCCGGCGUGGUAGCGCUGUUUGCUGUGGAGCGCGUGUCAUGGAGGGUACUGGUGGGAGUUUAUCAACCCACAGAUUCUCUGGUGGAGUUAGAAGGAAUAUUACCAACAAAAGAGACUUUUAAGCUUGCUUGCUUGCUCUGCUCCAGCAUGUUUUGCUUUUUUUUAUAUUUUAGCAAUUCAUUUAUGGACAGUUUUGUGUCUUUUAAUUCCAAUUCCUUUCAUUUAAUUCCAGUGAUCCCAGGAAUGGUACUCUUGCAAACAAGUUUGCAUUCUCAGUACUCAUCCUGUGCACGGUUAAUAGUGCAGCUCGUCUCGGUUACGGACACAUCUCUCAGUUUUUUUCCUGCUACUCUUCUAGAACAUUCCCUGACCAGUGAGGAUAGUUCUCUUGACCUCCAACAGGAGACAAUGCUUCCACAUCUUUGGCUUUUAUGGUUAAUCGCCCGGCCAGGCUGUGUUUAAUUUUCCACUCAUCACGAGGGGCCCCAGAGCAUAAUCUCCUCCUCCUGCCCUCGGUCAACCUCUCUCUCCUCUCUCUGCCCUCCUUCCUCUCAUGGCCUCUCCUCCGUUCCCUGGGAGAUUCCGCGGGAUUUGGACGGGUGCCGGUCAGAACCUGUUUCUCUCUCGCUCAGAUCCCCUCUCCCAAGGACUUUGAUGAAAAGAAAAAACAACCAAAACGGUUAUGCAACCAUCUCGCGUAAUUGAUACCUGAAGUUCAGGCUUGAAAUUGAAGCAGUUGCCUCAGCUUUAGAUUGUAUGUCUCCACUGUAGAUCAGUUGGUGUUUUCUAUGAGAACAAGCAGUGAGUGGCUAAAGGUGUAUGUAUGAGCAGCUCUGUUGAAUGAGAUGGUAGCUUUUUCAGCAUAGCGGUUAAGGCCCCAGGAGUACUCGUCGCAAGCAGCAGUCCAGUUUUGUCAGGAUUCGAACACACAAACAUACAAACUUUCGAAAUACACAUUCUGUGAUUUGAAAAGGCAAAUCAAAACUGGCCUCUUUGAUUUGUUGGCCUCUAAUUUUAAAUUGGACUGCUUCCGAAUGUACCAUAGUAUCCCUGCACAGCACGGUACACCACAAAACUCUUGGCACGCAUUAUUCAUUGAUGACUGCAAAAGUUUGACUUUUUGACUUUAUAGCUAUACAAUUUUCACGGACCCAAGCUGAAAAUCUCACCAGCCCUUUUCACAGUCCAAUUUAAGUACCGUCUCCCUUUCUGACAGACUCUACCUUUGUUUACCUCAGUCUUUAUGUUUAUCAGGCUGAAUGGGUUUUGCAUUUGCCAAAGUUACCUCACUGACUAAACCACCCGCUCUCCCCUCCCCUUAAGAUUCUCUGCAGUGGCCUUUAGCAUCUUUGCCAUUCAUACAGAUAGUGUAGUUGUACAGAAUUCUGUCUGAUUGUGGAUGUUUAUUUGUCUAUCGCAUUUCUCUUAUUCUUCGGCUGUUACAUUCCUGUUUGUAAUCCAAAAAUCCUGAAUCUGUCGGUUGAAUCUCCAUUGACAAACUGCAAGUUUGCAGAUAGACUUCCAAUCACUGAUUUUAAGUUUUCCCUCUAAGGUGUCAAUGGCAUUUCAUGAUUAACCUGCUCCAGCCUCAAUCGCCCAAAAGCACAAUUCCAUGGGUGCAGGCCACAACCCCCAAAGCUUGCCUGUUGGCUCAUAGUCUGGCGGCUGCGUGUAAAAACUUCAUGACGGCAGGUGAAUUAUUUAGUACCUGAAGCUACAGGUGUUCAUAGCAGAGGAGAGGCUCUCCGACGGUAGCGUGAAUAAUUUAGAGGCGCCCGUGCUGCGUUUCCGCGAGUCACUCCCAGGGCAUGUAACCACAAACUCUCGCAACGCUCAUUCAUCUGUUCUCUCCUUAAGUGGACGAGGGAAAAGGCCAGCAGGAUGCAGCCAUGCUGUUGGCUUUCCAGGGUUAUACACCCCUCAAGUUUCCCUAGAAGAAAAUGAAAGGACGCAUGAAGAUUUACAGCAUGGAGGAGAUUGUUGAUGUAUGGAUAGCUUUUACCCAGUGGCGGUGGUUAGCAGGUGGGAUAGAACAAGAAUGGGUGAUCCAUUUACCAAAGGUUAUAGUUUGUCUAGUAGUGUAUGUUUCACCUCUAGCAGGUCUUUGCCAAAUUGGCCAUGUUAGUCAAGUCUGACCCAUGUCCAAGCUUAAAUAGGUAGGCUGUGUUUCUGUGCAUUACCUCUCCAAACCUUGCACUAACAGAUGUGCAUUGGUGAGGGACAAAAAAAAACACUAAAUGACUGCUCCACAACUCUAACAAUGUACGUCACAUUCCCAUGUGUCAGAACCCCCUCAAAAGGCCAGUUGAGAGUAACUUUCACAGAACACUCAGUUAAUCCUGUUGUUGCUCAUAACAAACAUCAGAUAUGCCUUACGUGUGCGCGUUGGGUUUCUUAGCGGUAGGAUACCUUUAAAUGAAACCCCUCAGGACUCUGGUGAAGAUGAAGGGGUCGUCGGAGGAGCAGGGUCUGUGUGGCUGCUUCAGUACAUUGGCUUAACAUGCCACUCCUUGAAGGUGGUGCGCCUGUUUAUGAGUGAAGGAGUAGAUAUACAAAUCAUUUUAUUAAAAAUAUGCUUUGAUAUGUACCUAUUUUGAUAUGUAAUAUUUAUGUGAAGGCACUUGAAUUAUGGGGAUAUUUAUUAUUGCUGUUUAAUCCAUGACAGUCUUGUUACAUGAACUAGAAUAUCAUAACAUGUUUGCAGUGCUUAUCAGUUAAAAAAAAAAACUCAUUUUGAUUUGAGAAGUGAUGCUAAUCCACAAUGGCUCCCUUACUCUGACUACAGUUCAUUUCCAGUAGGAUCCCUGUAGUGAAUGUACUGUUCUGGGGGGGGGACAUGAACUGAUAACUUGCUUUUCUCUGCCAGGAUUUUUUUGUAUGCAUGUGUGUGUGUGUCUGUGUGUGUGUGUGUGUCUGUGUGUAAUGUGAGUUCUCUUAUUUUUUUCUCUCGCUCUUUCUUUCUCUCUCUCUUUUUUAACAUGGUUUGAAUCUGCCAUGAAGCCCAUUUCAGAGUAGGAUGCAGACACAGAUGUAGUGGCAGCGUGUCUCCAUUAGAGGGAGCUGUUUAACUCGCAAUCUGCUGAUCAAGGGGUUAGCAGUGUCCUGGCUCUCCCCAGUCAGUCUGACAGGCCUUCAUUUCAAGAAGGAAGUGGAGAAAGAGAGGAGAGGAGGGGAGGGUACAGGGACAAAGUUGUAUACUGUAAUAAAUACUGUGAAAAGAUGUGACUGUACAAUGAUCCCUCUCACUUUGAGUGCUUAGGAGAGUAACUUAACGUGUCAAUAAAUAUUUACAUUAAAAUCAUCUGAACCAA
Messenger RNA from Clupea harengus (Atlantic herring), 5272 nucleotides. RefSeq names its product ethanolamine kinase 2 (gene etnk2). Gene Ontology annotation, cellular component: cytoplasm. Gene Ontology annotation, biological process: phosphatidylethanolamine biosynthetic process. The record is from RefSeq and is a predicted model, not a curated record. Gene Ontology annotation, molecular function: ethanolamine kinase activity. NCBI's taxonomy places the organism in Eukaryota, Metazoa, Chordata, Actinopteri, Clupeiformes, Clupeidae.